This is a messenger RNA of Toxotes jaculatrix (banded archerfish), 2288 nucleotides long. Its product is annotated as beta-1,3-galactosyltransferase 1. Gene Ontology annotation, molecular function: N-acetyl-beta-D-glucosaminide beta-(1,3)-galactosyltransferase activity. Bases 229 to 1542 code for a protein of 437 amino acids. Gene Ontology annotation, cellular component: membrane. The record is from RefSeq and is a predicted model, not a curated record. Lineage: Eukaryota; Metazoa; Chordata; Actinopteri; Toxotidae. The transcript has 2 exons.
CAUGGUUACUUGAUCGACCCAGGGACUCGCUAGACACCUACAGAGUAGCACCACAGUAUGUCACGCAGGUGUCAGGAUCCCGAAACAAACAAAAAUACCUUAAUGCUCUUUGCGGCUUUUUGUGUGAACGGACAGGUAAGAGUCACACGUAACUGCAAAGGAACCCUGUCAUGAAUUUUUCAGUGGAGAAACAGCCUGUCACUUUUUUUCUGCCGCAUAUGGAAAAGGAUGAAAAUUCACAUCUGUAACCAGGAGAGUGUCAACAUGCUAGAAAGUGGCUUUGCUAAGGUACAAAGCCAGGGAACGGCGGAUGGUGGGAAACUGCCAGAAGGCAGGAGAUGGUGCAGCUGCUCACGGCGCCACUGCUUUUUCUUCAUUCUGGUGUUGGCAGCUGUUGUGCUCCUUUACAACACAGAAAUAAUGGAAAUGGCAAAUGGCUGGAAUCCAAAAUGGUGGGCUCUGUUGAAAGGUCAGAGCCAAAACGCGGCCUCUCCCAACACGGCUGAGUCCAACAGCAGCGCUCCUGGAUCCACAUCUGAGCUGACCACUCAGACCAGCUCGCUAACAUUUCCCCAAACUGAGGGAACGACUUCUGCAAAGCAGGCAGAUGAGACUACAGCACACCUGACUCCAACUGCCUCGGUGGUGACUCAGCCGGCGACACAGGUUAACUCUGUGCCCCCAGCACCGGCCCCUUAUGUAUCUCCGGGACCGUACUUAGUGGAAUAUCCCUACGAGUACCACUUCAUCAUAAAUGAGCCGCAGAAAUGUGAGCAGAAGAAUCCUUUCGUGGUUCUGAUGGUUCCCGUGGCGCCCCACAACAAGGCUCAUCGUGACAUCAUCCGUAACACCUGGGGAGGUGAAAGUCUGGUGCAGGGCAAAGUGGUGCAGCUGUUCUUCCUGCUGGGGAAGCAAACUGGAGAGGGAGCAGAGAAGCUCCAAGAGCAGCUGCAGCAGGAGAGCACAGAGCACCAAGACCUGAUCCAGAGCGACUUCCUGGACUGCUACAAGAACCUCACCAUCAAGACCAUGGUGAUGCUGGAGUGGCUGGACUCCUACUGCUCCAACGCGUCCUAUGCCAUGAAGAUCGACUCCGACAUGUUUCUAAAUGUGCCCAAUCUCGUUAACAUGUUGGCAAACGCUCCAAAGACGAACUACAUGACGGGACUCGUGGCGAGAGGAGCUGCGGUUCUGAGAGACCAGACCUCCAAAUGGUACCUACCUGUGGAGAUUUACGCUAACUCGCAGUACCCACGUUAUGCUCUGGGUCUGGGCUACAUUUUGUCUUUAGACCUCCCUAAAAAGCUUGUGGGGGCAUCCAGACACGUUAAAGCUGUUUACAUUGAAGAUGUGUAUUUGGGGCUGUGUAUGGAGCACCUGGGCAUCUCUCCCACCGACCCCCCCGGCUGGGGUUAUUUUAAUGUCAUCCCUGCACAGUACAGUCGCUGUACUUUCUCCAGGAUAAUAGCCACCACCACUAAUGAACAGUUUGAUCGUAUGUGGGCUUGGACAGACUUUAAAAAACCCGGCCCAUACUGCUGAUCUGUUACAUAAAUAAAUAAAUAAGAUAUCACAUCUGAGGAAGACUUGGAGAAAUAAUACUGCUAAUUUAUUCUGUUUUUUACAGAGUUUACAUCCUAGUUUUGCUAAAAAAAAAAAAAAAAAACACCUAAUUAUAUAUUUUUAAAAAUCCUCUCUCAUCUCACAUUUAACAGUGUUAAACUGAACACAUCAGGUUUUUCUCUGAGCUUAUUCUGUUGCUCUGUAGAUCAAAACUGGAUCUGCACCAAGCCUUCAAAAUAAAAUGUAUUUUUUUAAAACCAGCAAACAACAGAGUGCAGCUCGCAGGAACCUACAAAGUUCAAACGUGUGCAUACAGUGCGUGUGCAUACAGUGCGUGUGCAUACAGUGCGUGUGCAUACAGUGCGUGUACAUUAUGGCUGCAAUCUGUUUUUGUUGUUUUUCACAGACUGUUUUGAGCCUUCCUCUCUGAGAAUGAAAAUGUGAGUUUCUCAACCUCAGGGUCUGAUGCACUGAAUUUCCUGCCAUGAAUCUGAAAAAGAUAAAACAAAGUGGAAUUAAAUGUGGAAACACGAAGACACAUUUGGGGAAUUAAGUCCAAACUCAGUCACAUCACACCAUGAAAGGCUGAGAAACUCUAUUCUUUGCUCUCAUGUUACUGCACCGCCCUCUCUGGCCUCAAUUGCACAAUUGGUGAAUGUACGAUAUGAAGGAAGCAGGGAUAGUAGAGUUUUAAGUGUGUGGAUGUAUUAAAAUUGCUGAAACAG